AAAAUAGAUACAGUAGUAGCAAAGAAUAUCUUUGGCAGUAGUUCUGCUUCUGGGCUUUUUGUACCAAUAGCUAGUCUGUACCAAUAGCUAGUCUAGUGUGAUAUAUAUUUUUUGUCUUUAAAUUAAGUGGCCAUUCUCACCCCCCAUAUUUUAUCCGAAGUCCACAACAAGAUGUUCAACAGAAAUGCUAGCCUUUGGAUGGGCGAUCUGGACCCAUACAUGGAUGAGAAUUUCAUUAAAGAAGCCUUCAAUUCCAUGGGAGAGACUGCACGCGGCGUUAAAAUCAUAUGUCACAGAGUAACUGGUGGUCCGGCUGGAUACUGCUUUGUGGAGCUGGAAGAUGAAGCUUGUGUUGAUCGCUGCGUUCUACGGCUGAAUGGAAAGUUGGUCCCAGGAUCAAAUCCACCCAGAAAAUUUAAGUUAAACUACGCCACACAUGGGAAGAGGCCAGAUGGAGGGCCAGAGUAUUCUGUUUUUGUUGGCGACCUCAGUCAAGAUGUGGAUGACUUUCAACUUUAUGACUUUUUUGUGAAGAAAUACCCUUCGUGCAAAGGAGGAAAAGUGGUCACAGACCUGUAUGGGAACUCUAGAGGCUAUGGCUUUGUCAAGUUCGGUGAUGAAAAAGAGCAGAAGAAAGCCCUCGAGGAGUGCCAGAACACGAAGGGUCUUGGAGGGAAACCAAUCAGAAUUAGCAUAGCUGUGAACAAAAGCAACAAGACAAAUAAUUACCACCCAAACCAGAGCUACAACAACUACCAGCAGCAAUACUACCAACCUUAUCCGCAGAACUACUACCCACAGUGGGGAUACGACCCGUACAACAGUUAUAACUAUGGAUACGGUCCCUACGGGAACCCUCCUCCGGGCCCGGGAAUAAUGUACCCUCCCCCUCCACUGGACAUGCCACCUCCUCCCACAUUCGCACAGGAUUCCUCAGAGUUCCAGCAGACGCAAGAAUCCACGGAAGAUGCUGACGAUGAGGUCGAAGAGCCGAGCCCCCAGCUGGAUGUGGACACGCUGAACCGGCAGUUCAUGGAGCGCAGCGAGGAGCUGUACGACUCGCUCAUGGACUGUCACUGGCAGCCCUUGGACUGCGUCACGUCCAAGAUCCCCGCCCCGUCCGGUCGCUGAGGCCCCUCCGCAGGGGGCUGGACAGUGGUGGCCCUCCCCGCACGCACGGCCUCCCGCUCCCCAGGCCCUGUGUACAGAACAUGCCUUUUGUACAGUUCUAGACAGCUUUUGCAGAUAUAUUAUUUACUGCAGUUCUUGUCGAAGGGUCUUUUUUUUUUUUACUGUGAAUGGACUCUGUAUUUAAUUUUGUGUGUUUCUCACUCAUGGAAGUGUCAGUUUCUUGCCAGUUGGGUUGUUGAAAGGUUUGUCUUUGGAGGGCAGGUGGGUGAUGUUGUAUUUAUGUUAAGUGGCUCUUGUUUCGCUGCUGGAGGUUUCCGUCCCUGAAAUAAGAAGUCUUUUGUAGACUGAUGGAUUCAGAAAGUGAAGGCAUUUUGGAACCAGCCAUGACCAUGCCAGUGAUGUCCCACUAUAAAAUGUCUGCCUUUUCUGUUGUGGCAUUGCAGCUGUAAUAAUAAUCAGUAACCUCCAGUUAAAUUUUAAUCUUUGCUUCAGUUAAACAGGCUUGUUACAUAAUCACUUUAAUUCAAAAUGAUUAUAAGGUGUCUCAUCAAGGAGAUACUGACAUAGGUUGUGCUGUAUGCAGUGCAAUAUCUCUUGUAAGUGCAGUGUUUAGCAAGGUGUCACAGGUCCCCAGGAAUUGAAACAAAUGGGCACAAUAUGAAGCUUGUGAAACUUCAGUGUAAGACAAAGGGUUUGGAAUUCCAUGAUACCAAUCUCUUCUCAUUGCAUUUAAUAGUGAAGUUCCUGAAUAAUUUUUGAACAACACCAAUGUUAAUGCAGACAUUGCACAAAAUGUCACUUUUUAAUAAAAUCAGUAUGUUGAGUUUUACGAUUCAUGUUGGGGCAGGGCGGGGUUAAAAUGGUAGAAAAUUGCUUGUGUGAACUGGUGCUACUGUUUUUUGCUGGAUCUAUUUUUUGUGAUCUAACUUUGCUGUAAAUUGUUAAAUGCUGUAAGGGUGGUAUUAUUUAAAUAUUUGUUUAAUGAUGUCAUUGAUCCAAAAUAAUCACAGCUGUGUCAAGGAUAGGGCCAACUGAAAGUCUGUCUUAAAGCUAGAGGUAUGUGCUGAGAUUAUAUGGGUAUUGAAUCUCCUGGGAAUAGGGGAUUUCUGAACAUUUUGGAAACUUGUGUGCCAUUACCUUUUUUGUUUUAUUAGUAUAUAUUUGAAUGUUUUUAUUUUUUCAGUCAGGCACUAUGGACAGGUUGGCUACAUCUCAACAGUCAGGUGUGUGGAUUUCCUAAGAUUUUGUCUCUUUUUCUGUGCAAAGUUGCAAAUCAGGCAUGGCAGUAUGACCUACUGAAAAUAUCUAAAUGAUUUGGAGAAGGCAAAGAAUCUAUCCUACUUGCAGGUCUAGUGAAAAUAGGUCAUUUUGGAUGUUGUGCAACCCAUACCAUGACAUUUCGUCCAGCGUGCUGCAUAGAUGUCAAGACUUCUGUCUAGAUCUUCCUUGGAACCACCUUGGUUAGAGUUCCUUUCUCUCAUGUAGGGCCUGUUGAAAUGAUCACUUUCAUAACUUGCAGUUGCUGCCUUCUAGCACUGCAACCUUGUCUCUUCUCAAGCCUCCUGCUGCACAGUCAUCCCAUUCCAGAACAUUUCUCAGGUGAUUAUUUAAUUACCACGUGGUGGUCAUGUAAUGCUAAAAUGUGUGUUCACUUUGAAGAAAUGUGUGCCAACACUAUCACUUAUGGCUCUGCCCAACAGUAGGCUCAUGAUUCUCCAAAUUAAAGGCAGUAGGUAAAAUAUAGCAUACUUGCCAGGGGACAAAUGUCCUUAUCGCUUUGAGAAAUCCACUAGCCAGGUGAAUAGGAUAGGAAAUGGGAAAAUGUAUUUUUUUAGAUGAUUUGGGUUGAGUUUUUGGUAGUUUUGGCACUGAAUGUUGUUGCAGUGUAUUUACAAAUGUUACUAUUUAUGAUCCCUCUGAGGGAAAUUUUACGUUCAUGUAUCACGUGUCACUACACAGUAAAUUCAAUGACUGUUUUUCAUGCCCUGUGUGACAAGUAUAGCCCAUGGAGAUACUACUAUCCCACAUUAUAUACAAUAAGAUUACAAUACAAUUAUAUACCACCAUCAAAAGAUUUUGGCGAUGUUCUAGCUUCUUGGUAAUGUUGGUGUAUCAAAAAUGACUUACGACCGCUUAUACUAAAGGAUGCGUUGUAGCCUAUAUAUUUGUAUUCCAUAAUCUUAAUUUAAUAAACAUGUUUAAAGUGA
Messenger RNA from Anguilla anguilla (European eel), 3338 nucleotides. Its product is annotated as tRNA selenocysteine 1-associated protein 1-like. Gene Ontology annotation, molecular function: RNA binding. The coding region runs from base 172 to 1131 and encodes 319 amino acids. Lineage: Eukaryota; Metazoa; Chordata; Actinopteri; Anguilliformes; Anguillidae. The record is from RefSeq and is a predicted model, not a curated record. The transcript is spliced from 9 exons.